This is a messenger RNA of Suillus bovinus, 936 nucleotides long. RefSeq lists its product as uncharacterized. The record is from RefSeq and is a predicted model, not a curated record. The coding region runs from base 1 to 936 and encodes 311 amino acids. The transcript is spliced from 8 exons. Lineage: Eukaryota; Fungi; Basidiomycota; Agaricomycetes; Boletales; Suillaceae.
AUGAACUACUAUGUGGCGCAAGGAAGAGCAAUCAGACAUAUUGUUACUCUAUUUGAUACCAUUGAAGACCUUAUCACCGAAAAUGACAGAAGGUAUGAAAUUGACGAUAAUGCAGAAUCAAGCCUCGAUCAAGACCAGCACCAAGUAGGGUAUGUUGCCCUCAUGACUGCUUUGCCAUGGCUUCCUUUGAAGACUACGGAGAUGGACUAUGACAAAUACUCACAGAUGUUGAAACUGCUCAAAGCUCUUGUCGCCGAAUGGGUUAACCAUGAACUCAAGCCCAAUCCUCUGGUUGACACUGACAAUAAACAUUCUCAUGGGUUCACCAAUGAUGCAUGCGGAAGGCUAAUUUGCCCAGCCAAGCUUGAUUGGAACAAUCCCGCCAUAAGGACAGGAAUUCGAGAUCACUCAGAUGGCUAUAUCGUGACUGAUCUCUCCUUUCUGGCUUUCCUGUAUGAUAAGUACACCGCCAAUCAAAAUGACCUAGAGGAUGGUCUUUUCAAAAGCAAACUUCUGCUUCAGGUGUACAAAGCUGUGUUCACAUCACCUUCCUCAGCAAAGGAUGUUGAAGGGGAUAAUGAUGGCAUAGAUGUCAUCCGGAACAACAGACAUGCUAGUAAGUCUGCCUUCGGAAUCAAAGUCAAGAAACAUGUUGCACAGAUCAUCAAGAUGAAAAAAGUCACUCCUCGUUCAAUCACAUACAUUGCCUGCCAAGUUCGAUUUGCACUUUCAUCUACCAUCGUGGACUUCUUCGAAAAGCCUCCUGGUCGAAUAGCAAAACACAGGGUUGAUGUACUCAUGGAAUGGUGGACUAGAAAGGUCUUUGGAUGGAACAACUGCAAUGACCUCACCAACAUGGCAAAAGCCAACAUGUCUGUCAAUGCUCUUGCAAGGCAGAGGGCACAAAGAGAUGAUGCUGCUUUUGAUUCGUCUUAG